This is a messenger RNA of Coregonus sp. 'balchen', 2169 nucleotides long. The record is from the annotation of a GenBank genome assembly. Lineage: Eukaryota; Metazoa; Chordata; Actinopteri; Salmoniformes; Salmonidae.
AUGUACGGUAAAGCCUCAACCCGUAGCUACCUUUUACAAUUCAAAUGAGUGUUUUGUUUUGUGUGACUACAGCGCCAGAAAUAAAUCGCUAAAAUAGAGAGACACAUUCUAAUUGAGCGAGGCGUCAAAACGGACAACCAGCCCGCCCGGCUUCGGUUGGGUCAUUAUACUUCAAAACGGACAACCAGCCCGCCCGGCUUCGGUUGGGUCAUUAUACGUCAAAACGGACAACCAGCCCGCCCGGCUUCGGUUGGGUCAUUAUACUUCAAAACGGACAACCAGCCCGCCCGGCUUCGGUUGGGUCAUUAUACUUCAAAACGGACAACCAGCCCGCCCGGCUUCGGUUGGGUCAUUAUACGUCAAAACGGACAACUAGCCGCCCGGCUUCGGUUGGGUCAUUAUACGUCAAAACGGACAACCAGCCCGCUCGGCUUCGGUUGGGUCAUUAUACGUCAAAACGGACAACUAGCCGCCCGGCUUCGGUUGGAUCAUUAUACUUCAAAACAAUGCAUUCUAAAAUAAAUUACACUCACGCUCGCCUUUCAAUGAGUUUAGGCCAUAAUUAGAUAAACAUCGCAUCAUUGUGGCUAUAUCGUAAAAAAUCAUGAAAACAAAAACUAAAUAUAUUUUUGGUCUUAAUUUAAGGUUAGGCAUAAGGUUAGCAGUGUGGUUAGGGUUAACAUCAGAUUUUAAGAAGAUAAUUGUAGAAAUAGACAGGGUUUAGCCAUAAUUAUGACUUUGUAGCUAUGGUAACUAGUGAUGACCCAGCGCCAUUGAGGGCAUCUCCAUUUUGAAGUAUUCCCUUUUCUUCUACUAAUACUUACACCGAGUGUACAAAACAUUAAGAACACCCGCUCUUUCCAUGACAGACUGACCAGGUGAAAGCUAUGAUCCCUUAUUGAUGUCACUUGUUAAAUCCACUUCAAUCAGUGUAGAUGAAGGGGGAGGAGACAGGUUAAAUAAUCAUUUUUAAGCCUUGAGAGAAUUGAGACGUGGAUUGUGUAUGUGUGCCCAUUCAGAGGGUGAAUGGGCAAGACAAAAUAUUUAAGUGCCUUUGAACGGGGUACGGUAGUAGGUGCCAGGCAGCAGGCGCACCAGUUUGUGUCAAGAACUGCAACGCUGCUGGCCGUUUUAGGGCUUCCACCAUGUAAUAAUAAUAUGGCAUUUAGCAGACGCUUUUAUCCAAAGCGACUUACAGUCAUGUGUGCAUACGUUUUUACGUAUGGGUGGUCCCGGGGAUCGAACCCACUACCCUGGCGUUACAAGCACUAUGCUCUACCAAUUGAGCUACAGUAGUGGAAAUAGCCAACUGGGUGGGUAUUCUGGGUGGGUAUUCCCGUGGGUUAUAGCCUCAAAGGCGCUGCCAAUGCUGUCACAGACGCUCUAAUAGGCACAGCUAUAUAGAUGGGUUGUCUAAUUGCAUAUGGGAAGAGGGAGUUUUCCACCCCAAACCAAACUGGCAACCAUUAGAAAGCUCAUCAUAAUAUGCCAUUUAGCAGACGCUUUUAUCCAAAGCGACUUACAGUCAUGUGUGCAUACAUAUUUCCGUAUGGGUGGUCCAGGGGAUCGAACCCACUACCCUGGUGUUACGAGCGCCAUGCUCUACCAAUUGAGCUACAGAGGACCAUCAUCAGACAUGAGUUUCUUUAUCAUAUUAUAGGCUAUUAUUGUUGUCCAAUGUAUAUAUUCAUCAUAGACCUAAGCCUACUCAAAUCUGAGAAACUCAUUUGAUAUUUGUUUUAUUAUAAUGGUUGGCAGGUUGGGGUGAAAUCUCCCAUUUGGGAGUUAUUUCACGUUAUGAGUGAACAGCAUUAUUAUUAACUGUGUUUUAAAUACCCUAUUGGAAUGAAAGGGUCCCACCCUUGAUGAGUGGGAUCACGCACCCUCAUCACACUUAUUUCGGUAUUUCUAUUAAUAUUUGAUAACCAUCAUUCAAGUGCCGCUUAUUUGGCAGGAGCCUGUCGCUAUGACAACGAGCAGAAGGCGGGGUUUGCCAUCUCUACUACGGUUUCACGCUCCAACACCACCCGGUGUAGACAUCUCACAUUGAAAGAAAGGAGAAGGGGAAUGGCAGAAAAGGACAAGAAAGAAAAUGUAAGUCCGGUUUUCCCUAUUGCUUUGUUUGGAUUACAGUUUUAUUUUCGACUGAUGCAUGUUGGAAUGUCGUGA